AUGGCCGACGUAGAUACCUCAGCCCAAGCGGCCUCCUCGCCCCGAGAUCCCGAUGCGCCGCCGUUAAGUGCGGGCUCGACCGGUCCCCAGUCCCAACCCGAAGCCCAUCCGGCUCCUCCAGUCGUUUCAGAAGAAUUGAAAGCUCGUUUGGAUAAGGUCAUCUAUUCCGAUAUCGGUAUCACACACCCUCUUGACUCGAUUGGAAGCAAAGCGUUGCUUCAGCUAGGCGCCAGCUACAAUGACUUGAGUCGGUUUCACGACCGCAUGGCCGACCAUGGACUCCAGUUCUCCGUCUCCCUCCAACAGAUGGCCGAUGAUCUUCACGAACUCGCGGCGAACACUGAACGUGGUCGAAAGCAAUGGAAGCAAACCGGACUGAGUGCGGAGAAGAAAGUGACCGAAGCCGAAGCUUCGGCGGAGAAAGCGAAGGCAAAGUACGACUCACUGGCGGAACAAUAUGAUCGCGUCCGGACAGGUGAUAAGCAGGGCGGUAAAUUUGGUCUGAAAGGCCACAAGUCGGCUGCUCAGCAUGAAGAAGAUCUACUCCGCAAGGUCCAAAAUGCCGAUGCGGACUAUCAGGCAAAGGUCCAGGCUGCCCAAACCGCUCGCCAGGAGCUGGUUGCAACCCAUCGCCCUCAGGCGGUGUACAAUAUCCAGAAAUUGAUCGCUGAAUGCGACUCCGGGCUGGGAUUGCAAUUACAGAAGUUUGCAACCUUCAACGAGAAGCUCUUGGUGGGACAAGGCUUGUCUAUCAGUCCUCUGAAAGACGGAGCUACCGCGGGCUCCAAAAGCCUUUAUGAGGUCGUCCAACACGUAGACAACCAGAAGGACUUCCAUGACUACAUCCUGAGCCAUGAAAGUAAUCCUAAUGCAGUGGCAUCGGAGCAGAUCCAAUAUCACCGUCAUCCGACCCUUGGUGGUGGCCCGUCGCCAGUCGUUGGCACCUCACAAACUAGCACUCAAAACAAACGCCAGUCGAUGUUACCACAGUCCUUCUCCCAGCAACAACUGCCUUUGUCGCAACCAUCUGUGCAGACUCCAGCAUCUGCACCUGCAGCAGAGCCAGCACCGACCACGCAGACAUUACCUUAUCAUCCGCCCCAGCCUGAUUCGUUUUCGGCCCCCUACCAGCCUCCAUACCCGACCAGUGCGAAUGAGAAAGCUCCCCUCAACCCACCGGCCAUGACAGGAUCCUUAGCCCCCCAACCGAGCCCGUUACCGCCUCCCACGAGCACUUUCCAAUCACAUCUUCCUCCGUUGAAACCAGUGUUCGGCGUGAGUCUGAAUGACCUGUACGCCAGAGAUGGGACUGCCGUCCCUAUGAUCGUCUAUCAGUGCUUCCAGGCUAUUGAGCUUUUCGGUCUGGAUAUGGAGGGCAUCUACCGUCUGUCUGGUAGCGCAAAUCAUAUCAGUCAGAUGAAAGCCCUCUUUGACAAUGAUUCGUCCCAAGUGGACUUUACCAAUCCCGAGAACUUCUAUCAUGAUGUGAACAGUGUGGCUGGUUUGUUGAAGCAGUUUUUCCGGGAUCUCCCUGAUCCUCUAUUCACCUCGCAGGCCUAUGCCGAUUUCAUCAGCGCAGCACGGAUCGAUGACGACAUCCAGCGCCGGGAUUCUCUCCAUGCCCUGGUCAACAACCUCCCUGACGCGCACUACGCCACUCUGAGGGCGCUGAUUCUGCAUCUCAACAAAAUCCAAGAACACUACACACAAAACCGCAUGAAUGCCGGCAACAUUGCCAUUUGCUUCGGGCCUACGCUCAUGGGCGCCAGUUCGGGCGGUGGCGGUAACAUCGCAGAUGCCGGAUGGCAGGUCCGUGUCAUUGAGACGAUCCUGGUGAACACGUUCCAGAUCUUUGACGACGACUGA
This is a messenger RNA of Aspergillus terreus NIH2624, 1866 nucleotides long. RefSeq names its product putative Rho GTPase activator (Rgd1) (gene rgd1). NCBI's taxonomy places the organism in Eukaryota, Fungi, Ascomycota, Eurotiomycetes, Eurotiales, Aspergillaceae. Gene Ontology annotation, biological process: signal transduction; regulation of GTPase activity. The transcript has 9 exons. The record is from RefSeq and is a predicted model, not a curated record. The coding region runs from base 1 to 1866 and encodes 621 amino acids. Gene Ontology annotation, cellular component: cytoplasm.